AUGCAUGACUUGUGCUGGCAGCUUUUGCAGAAAUUCUACGAACCGGAUGAUGUCCCAAUAGAGCGACUCCAUGAUGUUUGUAGAUCUCUUCCGCUCGCUAUUCUGGGAAGCUGCGCAUUUUGGGGGCAUGACUACGGAGAACUGAUAACUCUGGAUACCAAAGACCAUUACCCGUGGGAAGACAGGGUAGAGAAUGAGUUCAACAGCUCUCUAACCCAUGCGAAGAAGGAUCCAUAUGAUGUUGCGGAGAUACCAGAGCUACUUACCCUUUCGUAUAAUUCAUCUCCUUCACUGGGGAUUACACAGCCUCAUGUAGUGAGGGAAACGAAAAGUGACUGUUUUGCUAUAUUUCCCUGGGAAAUUAUCGAAGAAAUAAGCGCCAACUUGUUAGUAUCAGACAUAUUGGCCUUAAUCCGUUCAUCAAGGACAUUCGGCCCAAUCCUCUCCAGCCAAACAUUUUGGGCUUCAAGAUUCGAAACCGGGAAAGACCGAGCGUUUCUCUUUGAGAAACGGAAUUGCAAAGAAGCCAGAGACUGGAUUAAGUUGUACCAACUCACAAAACGCUCGGCCAGCCCUCCGGGCUUAAAAAAUAGAAGACGAAUAUGGGACUUAAUCCAGUGCCUUGCACCAUAUUUAGCGUCAUCUCUUGAUAAAAAUCCGAAGCUCUCUCUAACAAGCAGUACUCGCAAUGGGAUAUGUGAGGUAGCUGGAGAUAUUCUAGUUGAAUUUGACUCGGGUUACCCUGACACUUUCAACCAGGGCUGUCUCCUAUUUGACAAACAACGUACUACGAUACCCUCUAACCUUUUGAGAGUUGGGUUUUCAGUAGCUGAAGAUAGCAUCACUGGUAUCCGCCUGAUCUCCGGUGUCCAAGAAGAUAUUUGUUUGGGCUACAUAAUUAAAUGCAAGGAGGUGGUCAUUGAAACAACAUCUUUGGGUGGGUUUAUGUUAGCAGUCGAUUCUCGAGGGAUACGUGCUGUUCGUGUUAUUCACGGUGAUGGAAACGAGUCAGAUUGGGUAGGUAACCCGGCUGGUACUCCAAUUACUGGACGUUUGAUGAAAUUGGGAGAUAUAAAUACCCUGGAAGUAGGAGUAGAUGUAAGUACGAAACGGCCUCUUCUCACCAUGACAAAAGGAACUAAAUACUUACGUCGUAUACGGCAACAGGGCUACAAAAUAAUCAGCAUUGCAGCUGCUUCGCCUCAUUCAAUACCACUUAAGAUACCGUUGCAGCGCAAAGCCUUUUGGUAUCCUUCUAUACCCAGCCCAGGGCUGUGUCUAAAUGAUCAGUCCUUUACAGGGCAAGAUCCGCUAACUGCCGGCUACCAACCAUUGGCUUGGAUUAAUUUCGGGGGCCCUAAAGGUGCCUACCUCAAACAUAUUACAGGUGUUUGUGUCACUGGCCCAGGAAAUAUAUGCACCAUUGAGUUCGAAUAUGAUAUCGACCUGCCCGUGGAAAUAUGCAAAUUAGGUCGCCGUAAAGUCACGGACUUUUCGAUCAUGAAUCGCUUCAAAAUAGACGGCCCUGGAGGAGAAUACAUCACUAGCAUCGAUGCGAGUAUUAUUCGCUUCGAGGGAAAGAAUGUUUACCCAUUCUAUAGAUGGGGAAAAUUGUUUUCUUUCAAGGUCAGCAUGGUCCCAGUUAUACAUCAGACCCGAAGAAAAGUAAAUUUAUUAGCUGCUAACUGGAUACCUAUUGAUGUGAUAUAG
Messenger RNA from Trichophyton verrucosum HKI 0517, 1710 nucleotides. RefSeq lists its product as uncharacterized. The transcript has a single exon. The record is from RefSeq and is a predicted model, not a curated record. The coding region runs from base 1 to 1710 and encodes 569 amino acids. NCBI's taxonomy places the organism in Eukaryota, Fungi, Ascomycota, Eurotiomycetes, Onygenales, Arthrodermataceae.